Messenger RNA from Penicillium chermesinum, 552 nucleotides. RefSeq lists its product as uncharacterized. The transcript has 2 exons. The coding region runs from base 1 to 552 and encodes 183 amino acids. NCBI's taxonomy places the organism in Eukaryota, Fungi, Ascomycota, Eurotiomycetes, Eurotiales, Aspergillaceae. The record is from RefSeq and is a predicted model, not a curated record.
AUGCAGGAGGCUAGCAUGCAGGAGGCCAGCAUUCAGGAGGCCAGCAUGCAGGAGGCCAGCAUGCAGGAGGCCAGCAUGCAGGAGGCCAGCAUCAUGCAUUCAGUGGUGCAAGCAUCACUACGACUGUGGCUGAAGAGCUUGAAUCUUCCUCGGCAGCCAAAAGCGUCCUGGCAUCGAGACAGACUUCGCGAGGAGCUUCAGGAGCUCCGACUUGCAAAAACCCAUUUCUCUAAAUUGAGUGAAGCAUCUGACGUCAUCUUUUCAAUUACACGGGCUCAACAUGACGGAUUUGCAUCUCGCCGGAUUCCUUUCUCUGGGUACCAAAUUGCCCCAAUCUGCAUUUACAUGUUGGCGAAGUUCACCUCACGCUGGUUCUUUUUCAAAGUAGCUACUCUUAUAUGCAUGGAAAAACGCUGGAACUCUAUACGUGAAGUGGUGAACCCGAGCAAAGAUGAAAAGGUCGCUUCUGUGGCGUGUCGCCAUCAAAUAGACCCUGAAAAGUUCCAGCGAGUCAGUCGGGGCCUCCGGCGUGUUUGGCCUCUUCUACCUUGA